Molecule: messenger RNA, 1167 nt
Organism: Fomitopsis serialis
Lineage: Eukaryota; Fungi; Basidiomycota; Agaricomycetes; Polyporales; Fomitopsidaceae
Exons: 5
Coding region: 1-1167 (388 amino acids)
Cellular component (GO): CCR4-NOT complex
Source: RefSeq, a predicted model, not a curated record
AUGAAGCAGGCUCCGCCAGACCUGGCACGGGCCUCGGUGGGCCAUCUACUCUCGAAGGCGUACUCGCUGCCAUGCUCGACGGCUACGCAGGGCUUCACGCAGCUCGUGGCCCCGAUGAGCCGGUUCCAGGUCGCGUUGGACGUGCUGCUGCCGUUGCUGUACGCUCCUGCAGAGCCCGCGCAACGGAUCCUCGUCUCGUACAUCCUCUACUCGCUCUAUGCGCCGCACUCUAUCGCCAUCAAUCCCUUUCAAUCCGCGCUCCGUGCGACGUUCGUCAAGGAGCGCGAGGCGUCCAUCCACGUCGCGGCGCAGGGCGGCGUGAGCGAGACCGAACAACUAGUGUGGGUGCUGUGGAAGAUCCUCAGGGGAGAUGGCAGUGAUAUCGGUCCGUUCUCGCCGUCCACCUUGGCGCGCUCGCCGCUGCCCCCGAAGCUAAGGGCGGCAAACUUGGCUCUUGAAGACGAGGCGGAACGCGCGCGAUUUGAUCUGAAUGGCGCCGCCAGCGCUGAGUCGCAGGUCACGCCGGAACAGGAUGCGGAGAGGCAGCGACUGUCGGACGCGAUGACUCUGUUACUGGCGGCGCGCGAUCGCGUCUUGACUUUAUCGGAACAACGUGUCCUGCUCCCGGUCCUCCCGCAACUGACCUCUGCACCGGUUAUCACCGCCAUGGACCUACCUUCACUGAUCUCCUAUAACCCUUCGAUCGCACACCCUCUGUUUGCCGCCCUUCUCUCGUCUGCCGCCACUAACAACCAAGAUCCUGUCUUGUAUCUCGAAGCCUUGAAGCACCUCCCGCCGAUCUUGCCCUCCUUUGAUCUCAUUGGGCGGCUCCUGCGCGAUCCUACGACCGUGCUGGACAUCACCACAGGGGGGAAGACGACCGUCGCGGACCUGGUGCGCGCGGAGGUGCUCGGCUGGUUCCUCCACUCGUGCAUCACCUGGCUGGAUAGGGCGGAGGAGGACGAGCGCGCGGGGGAGGUGAGCGACGACCGCUUCGGCAAGGGCGUGCAGAACCUGUGCCGGUUCUUCGCCUCCCUCAUCAAGUUCUCGAUCAUCGACCCCGCCUCGGACGCGGACUCGGCAGAGAUGGCGCACUUCACUUUGCGCAACGCACGCUUCGAGGAGGCGCAAUCGCUCUAUCGCGUGCUCGUCACGGGCAAAUUCUGA